UUUACCUUUUAUUCCAUAGCUUGACCUUUAUGAUUCGAGAAUCUACUGAGUACUUAUCAACAACCUCGUCAACUCUUACAAUAUUUCGUCGCAAACAUUCGCAGAGUUUUCUAAUAGAUUUCAUCAAUUGAAAUAUUCCUUGAAGCUCAUAUUUUGAUCGUUGAAAUCAAAUAAUAGAUUGGUGGUGAUACUUUUCAUCAUCCUGUAUUAAAUUUCUAGUAUCGAAAGACUUGGACCAUCAAUACAUUUUAUCCACCCUUGUGAGUACCUGGUUUGCCAGCCCAGAAACUCCCACACUUUUGAAGCAGUGACUGACUACGCAUGCAGAAUAUGCCAUUGCAUAUUGAGGUCAUAUACUGUGCAUGAUAUAAUACCUUUCCCUAAUCUCCGCGUCGUUCUCUCGACAAAUCAAAAUAUAUGACAGCUCGAUCGUCAGACUCCCCGAAAGAUCAUAAUAAAUAUCUCGAAUCUGCAGGAAUGGGUUUUAGGUAAUUUUUGAUUAUUAGUUUACGAUUUAUUAGUUUGCCCAUUCCAGAUUGAGUGGGAAAUAUCAUCGAAGCUAUUGCUGGACAUUCGGCUUUCGCGCUAUCGACCCGCCGUCUCUCUCUGGAACAUCAGUAAUACUUGGUGUUGCUUCUAAGCUGAGGGUUUCUGUUCACUGCUGUGGGUGGUCGGUACCGGUCUUCGGGAAACUUCCCUGGGCGGUUUGGGGACAAUUUUGAAUACGCCAUAGGGUCCGGUAUAUCAUUGGCAGGAGGAAUUAUCUGUGGAGGCUUGGAUCCAAGGAAGGAGAUACAUUGGAAUUUGCCCUCCUAAACUUUGAUGAGAAAGGAAACCUGAGUCGCUUUACCUCCGUCAUCGUAAGUCAUCAAGAGACAAACCAAAUUCUUGAAAGGGGAUCAUCAAUUUACAUGUGGUAUUCUUAGCGCAGUCAAACACUGUCCAGGGAACGUAAGGCUAUUUGUCAUCUGCAUCUAUAGUCCUACAUCCGCCGCCUGUUUUCAAUAGGCCCUGUCCCUUCUUUCCUCCAACGAGAUUCGGGCUGCUCCACCUAUUCAACUAGGGGUUGAUCGUCUGGGUGCAAGCCGCAUUGCCUCCUCGUACCAGCUGUUUCAUUGGCCACUUCGAUCAAGAAGGCUUACAUCGAGUCUGUGGAGGUUUGAAAUUGAUAAGAUAUCUAUAUUUUGGGCCAGAGGCCACCCUUGUGGGCUUUUAAGUAAAUCAGAACCUUGGCCUGUCCUAUUUUAUUUGUCUUCACAAAUCAAUAAUAAUUUAUCAUCAUGACUCCUACGCCCCCUUCCACUACGUCCUCAAGCGCAGGAGCUCAUUCUCCAGAAGGACAAUAUCGGGUGGUAAGAAAGAGGAACAGGAUUCCUCUCUCAUGCGGGCCUUGCCGGCACAGGAAGUGGGUCAUUUGCGUUCUAUUCUGUCAGCACCUUGGCUCUCUGGCAAAAUCAUACUAAUAUUUCUUACGAAUAGGUUGAAGUGUAACCGGUCGCAUCCAUGUGAGAAUUGUACGAGGAGAGGUGACGCUUCCUCGUGCUCGUAUGCUGCACCGGGCACACGGAAAAAGAAUCAAAGUCAAGGCUCAACCAGCCCUGAUGACAUGCAAAAUCGUAUUGACCGUUUAGAAGGUUUAGUUUUAUCCUUGAUGACAAAUGGUGCCUCAUCUGCAGGUCCAGCGGCCGCCACUGCUGCCAUUAGCCGUUCUCACAGCGAAAGUGUCGGUUCAUCUUUUCCUCCUGACAUAGAACAAGACGACGAUGACAUGAUCAAAGAAGAAGGUGAUGAGGAUAGUGAUGUAGAUGGCGUUGCUAAGUCACUGGGUGUCAUGAAGGUUGACCCUGAUAAAGGAAAAACAACAUAUCUAGGAGAUUCGCACUGGCAUCUGGUCUUAAAAGAUGUAUGUUAUAAACCCCAAUUUCUUCGUCAAUACAUGAUUCUGUCAUCAUGAACGCUUUGGCUUAACACAAAUCUUCAAGUUACUAGAGCAGCCUUCUGGUCAAAUAUUUGAGAGAUGCCUUGAGGCAAUGGUCGAUCUUGGGAGCUAUUUUUGAACCUUCAUCUUUCAUUCAAAAGUCUCAGAUGUUAUUAGGAUUAGAAGUCGUUACUAAUUGGUGGAAAAGAUCGCAGAAGUCAAAUCCUAUUUCAGUAGUCAUAAAAAAGAACUCGAAAAGAAUUACGAAAAAAUAAAAUCUUCAAACCCGCCUGUCAGUGAUGAUCCUGCGUUUCUAAUCGGUGCACAUUCGCCAGCUACAGACGAUGAGCUUCGAAAAGCACUUCCUUCCAAAUCCGAGGUUGAUGAACUCAUCACAAGGUCGGUCUAUAGCCAUUUUAGAGGAACGGAGUGUUGACUAAUCGUAUGCUAGAUAUUUGAACACAUACGACCCGGCUCUACACAUUAUCCACGCUCCGACUUUCCGUAAGGAGCUGCAAGCCCAUUGGCAAGAUCCCGCGAAGACCUCGAUUGUAUGGCUAGGCCUUUUAUAUUCGAUUCUCUGUUUAGCCAUGCAAUCAUACCAAAAGAUUGGGCAUGAACCCGCGGAAUGGAAAGGUAGAGAGCCCCCGUUUAGCUCUCCUCUUUUGCUCGAUUUUCUUGUUCCAAACUUCCUCUCAUGGCGCUAACGUUUUUUUAAGGUCGUACUCUCGAGGUAGCUAGUGAAUUCAGGCAGCGCACUGUCCAGUGUCUUGUCAAUUCCGAUUAUACCAGGUCAUCUCUUUAUACGGUUGAAACAUUGAUUCUAUACGUACACGGUGAAUAUGCGAACCGAUGGGAUUCCGAAGUGGGCCUUUGGGUUAUAAUUGGCAUGAUCACUAGAUUAUCAAUGCGGAUGGGUUAUCAUCGAGAUCCAAGCAAUUUUGCAGGUAUCUCUGUCUUCCAUGGCGAGAUGCGUCGUCGAAUUUGGGGACUCGUGCGCGCCAUGGACACAAUGUUUUCCUUCCAGUUGGCUCUUCCGAGUAUGAUCCGUGAUAGCGACUGUGAUACAAAACCUCCUAGCAACAUAUUUGAGGAUGAGUUUGGUCCAGAUUCGAAAACAUUACCACCCGCGAGACCAAAGACUGAACCUACACCUAUAUCUUACAUGCUCGCCAAAAUCAACAUAACAAAUGAACUGAACUGCAUAAUGGAGGAAGUACAAAGUGUUAAUCCUAAGGGCACUGCAUAUGAUGAUGUUCUCGCACGGGAUAAUAAAUUAUGGGAAUUAAAACGGAACCUUGCUCCUCACCUUCAACUCCGGCCCUUGGAAGAAUGCAUACAUGAUCCUGCGACGCUCUGGAUGCACAGGUUUAAUGUGGACAUUCUUUGGCAGAAAACUAUGUGUGUCCUUCAUCGCAAGUACAUUGCGCGUGCGAGACAGAAUUCUCGCUAUGAUCACUCCCGUCGAGCCUGUGUCAACGCUGCCAUGGAAAUCCUUCGCCAUCAACACAAAAUUCAUCUGGAAUCCAAACCUGGGGGGCGAUUGCGUUCGAUGAGAUGGGCAGUUUCACCCCUUACCAAACACGAUUACUUACUCGCUGCAAUGAUAGUCUGCUUAGAGCUCCAUUAUGGAACUAUUUGUCCGCCGGAUAAACGUUUCUGGAAAAAUGAAGAACUUGCAGAUAUGCUCAAGGCUGUUGAAACCUCUCAAAGUAUUUGGAGUGAGACGAUGGAGGAAUCGUUGGAGGCAUUUAAAGCAUGCAAAACUUUGAAUAUUAUUCUUGAGAAGAUAAAGGCUUGUAGGGAACCAGCGGCUGCUUCUGCCACACCUAUGAUUACGGCCGACGCUUUUUCACAAUUCGAUGAUGAAAAUCUCAGACCCGAACAAUCAGCAGCUAUGACUUUGGGUAUGCUUUCUGGUGGUCUAUCACCAAACUCCGCAGCUAUGUUCAACAACGUGGGUCAAGCAUCAGCAGGAUAUACGAACAUGGACCUGAAUAUGGGUGACUCAAGUGGAAGUGGUCUCACUCCGUUCGCACUCGAUAAUAAUGUUAACCCCUUUACCACCAUGAACGGUGGCGCAUCCCCAUUCUCCAUGUUCGGCAACACCGGUAAUGCUCCUGGAAUGAUGGAUCUACCGGCGAAUGUUGACUGGGUAAGUUUAUCUCCCGAUAUAAAUCUUGUGCCCGGAUCUUACUUUGAGGUGGAAUGCUGAUUGAAUUAUAGGAACAAUGGGAUCAUUUUAUUGGAAAUUCAAAUGUAAUCGAUCCAUCAUUUCAGUUCUACCCACCGAAUCUAGAAACUUCACCACCGGGUGGGGACGGUCAAGGACAAGGACAACAACAGGACUCGUCAAAUCCAUUCGUAGGUCCUUUUAUGGGUGCAAAUACUCCUGGUAGAUGAAUGAACAAUUUUCGAAUAAAAUGAUUGGUAGCGUCGAUGGUGGUUAUACACGAUUAUGGAAGGGAGCAAUAGCGUUAUGUUAAAAUACCACGUGGGUUUGGACUGUCGGGCAUUUCUGCGGAUCUAGGAGUUGUGAUGGGAAAACUCUCCACCAAAUUCAAAUCUUUUAUAAGUUCAAUCUUCUUCUUUAUAUUGUAAAAGUGGUAGGUCGAGAUACGUGCGUCCCGAUAGCACACUGUGAGGAGGGAAUUGGAAGAGAAAGCUGAAUUAGAUUACAUUGUAGUAUGUUACUUAUAGGUAAAACAGGGUUCACAAUGGUUUUGGGGUUGAUGCUAUAUAGGUUCAAAUGUAUAUAUAUAAAAGGUUGAUUAUUGUAAAAAGAAGAAGCAAAAGGCUCUUCUUUUAUAUCUAACUACAGAAGGUCAUAUAAUUGACUAGUUAAAACCUUUAUGUAUUUGGCCUAUAAUUCCAACUUUCUCA
Molecule: messenger RNA, 4801 nt
Organism: Sclerotinia trifoliorum
Lineage: Eukaryota; Fungi; Ascomycota; Leotiomycetes; Helotiales; Sclerotiniaceae
Source: the annotation of a GenBank genome assembly